AUGGUUCGAACUCCUCGUCGACCUGGUCGCCAGAAUUUGCUGUUUCGUAAGUGAAUGGGUUAUUCAGUUGGAAAAUAUCACUGUCGCAAAAUGUGUACAUGCAGAAACGAAACUCAGUUCACACAUUUCGCAGUGUAAAAAGCCGAGACACCCAGUUUUGUUGAAUUUUUCUACAUUUCUCAUCAUUGGAUGUUCGUUAUGAUUUUAUGCUUUCAGACAUGGGUUUUUCGAAGUUAAUAAGUGUUCAUUUUAACAAAUCCAAAUAAAUUUCAGAUCCUUACGACGAUCAACACUUCUUGCCAAAUUACGGGUCACGAAAACGGGCGACUUUGAUGAAUGGUGAUGAGAACUGCGAAAGUCAAGUUUCUACUGGUUGCAAGGAUUUAUAUGAUGUCGGACGACAACAAGAUGAAAAUAUUGGCGCAAAUUCUUCCGGUGUUGAUGAUAUGAAAGAGAAUCAAGACGAAGAAGAAGAACCAUGUAAUUUUCGUAUAAUUCUUGCCGAUGAUGGAUCGGCUGAUGAUACUGACUCCGAGGAUGAAACCAAUACGCCAGAUGUCUCAACAGACACUUGUGAUAACAAUCAAGAGAACAUCCAAUGUGAAGAUUUCACUGAUUCCACAUCAUAUGAAACAGUUGGUAAUUACAAGCACAAUAAUCAUAUUUUUAUGACACUUUGAAUUUUUCAGAUGAUUAUGAAAGUCUUCGGAAUGUGGCUCGAAGAUCCACAGAAGUUGCUUUGCUCACUGUGAUGGCGUCUCUUGUUUCUCGAGAAACAUAUAGCGGUGAUUUGUGUAAAUCAUAACGAUUAAAUAUAUUUAUAUUUAGAUUUCGUUUUGCGGAUAGAUUGUUUGGACGAAAAUCACAAACAACAAGCAAAAAUGUUGUAUCAGCACGUGAGGAGAAAGUUUUCAAAAAUGUAUUUAUGUAACGAUUGUGGUGCAAGAAAAUUGAAACAUCAAAGCUGGUAAGCGAUUUUUUAAUGGUCUGAUUCAAAUUGAAAUAUUUAUGGUUUUGACAUGAAAAUGGAUUCUCAAUUAAUGACAUAUUUUCAUUUCUAGUAGAUUCAAUCCAUUUGACAACUAUGAGGGGUUUGCAAAAAACAUAAUUUUACAGCUGUAAUGGAGUUAUCGCCGAAGUUUUACGUGUGCCGAUUAUUGAUCAAUUGGACGAUAUUAUAACUGCUCAUUACACCGAUAUUUUGAAGGUUAGAGAAUCGGUCAAAAAUGGAUCGGAUGUUCAUCAUAAUCUCAACGGCGCUCGAUUCAAAUCAGAUAUCGAAAAAGAAGAUAUUGACAAAAUAAAGUUGUCUUUGUUGAUGUCAAUUGAUGGUGUGCAGGUUGUUGGAAAAACAAAGUAAGUUUUGAACUUUAAAUUACCUAUAAAAUAAGAACAUUUUUUAGAAAGAAAAUAUGGCCUGUAUCAUGCGCGAUUGUUGAUCUGCCGACUCAUGAGAUGUUGAAAAGCAAGAAUAUUGUACUAUGCGGUAUUAUUCUCUGUUCGAAAGACCCAUCAACUAAAGUGUGGAAUUCGGUCUGGUCAUGUGUCAAUUCUUCUAUUGAACGAAUGCAGUUCAACCACCAAAAUCAUACAAUAGUAUUUGAAGUUGCAACUAUUGUUGGAGAUCAACCAGUCAGUUCUUAAAGUCACAUUCGCCACUGUUAAUUUAUGAAACGAUUUUAGGCAAAAAGGUCUUUCUUUGGAAUGGGCCACUACAACAGUAGAGAAACCUGUUUUUAUUGCACUUCCAAAAAUGCCCGAUAUAAAUUUGAUUUGGGAGAAGGUAUAUAGUUUGUUUUCCCCGAAAUCCAUUCAUGUAAUUCAUUUUCAGAACGAGAAAAACAUGGGGACGAUGCAACGAUCAAUGCAAGCGAAAAUUGUAAACUUGGAUUCUGUUGCUAUGCAGAAGUGAUAAAGAAGAUAUUAACUUUCAACACAAUUGUCGAUAUAUUUCACAACCUUUGUGAAGGUGUUCUUGUCACCAUAAUGACCGGUAAGUUGUAAUCUAAAGAAAUUUGAAAAUGUUAUAUUCCAUUUUCAGAAUCGACAGAUUGCGAAGACCGAAAGUCAGAUCUCUUUAUACGCGACAAUUCAGUUUUCGAUGCUGUAAUAAUUGGUCUAAAAAUUCCAUCAAAGUAUGCAAAGUCACACGAGCAUAGAAAUGGUAACGCUAAAUUCGAUGUGAGUUCUUUGUUUGAUAACUCACUUAUCUACGACGCUUUACUUUACAGGAUUUCAGAAUCAGGUAUUUCAUCACUGCCUUGAUUUCUCCGGCAUUUUGUUCCGAAGCUCGGUUCAUAAUUAUUGGUCUCGGAACGCUGUGUAAUAUACUAGCAACGAAUCAAAAUUUUUGUCAAGAAUCGUUGAAUAUUGUUUGUGAAAGCGUUCACGAAUUCAUGAAAUACGAUUAUAAAUCGUAUUAUGUUGUUAAACUUCACGUAUGUUGAAAUUGGGCCAACGAAUAGGGUGUGAAAGAGAAUAAAUGUGGUUUAAAAUUAGAAAUAGACACGAUUUAAAUUUCCGAAAUAAUUUAAAUAAUUUAGUAAAAUUUAGAAAUAACAAUAAUUUAACGUGAUCUAGUCCAUUCAACAUAAAAGCUGGUCUAAAAAAUUUUACUUCAGGAAACACUUCUACAUCUUGCCGAAUGCUGCCGAAAAUUCGGUAAUGUGGCUUCGUUGUCGACCAGCAUGUUCGAGACGUAUUAUCGAGUAUUAUUGUCGGAUGUUAAAGCUGCAAUGGUUGUGAAUUUUGUUGACUACGCUGCCCAAAGGUAACAUUUUCUGGUUCUUUUUGGGAAAAAAUGAGAAAUGUAUAUUCCAGAUAUAUAACUGAAGUCAUUGUCCAUCGAGAAAUCGAAGAAAGACUGAGAACGCGAGUCUGCACAGAAAAAACUGAAAACUUCGUGAAGGAUAGUCGCAAAUUCGAAAAAACGUCAAAAAAUGUGUUUGGCCAACCUCUUGAUUGUUCAACGGAUCGUGAAGUUUCAUAUUUUGGACUACUUCGCACGAAGUUUGGACAUUUCAAGGGACCAUGUGUAUCAGAAGAUACAAAAGACGACAUCGUGUUUUUCGAUCACGAUUUGUAUAAAUGUGGUUUAUUCAUUCAUGGAAAACAAUCAAAAGAUGUAAAGAAAAUAGUUGUCGAAGUUUUAGAAGAAUCUAAUCGAUCAAGUUUUAAAAAAUUGACAAAAUGUGCUAAUUCGAUGAACGGAAGAGAUGCGGAAAAUGCCAAGAAAUUGAUCGAUUUAUUAAAAACCUCUCGAUUCAUUUGUCAAGGAAGGUUUAAAGGAAGACAAAUCGAAAUCGGUAAGUGAUAUUAUUAGAAUCCAAUAGUUGAACCUAUUUUUUUAAAUUUAAGAAUUGAACGACAUUCGAGGAAUUGGAUGUGCAAUCACCGCAUCAAAAAUAACCACCGCUGUCCAGCUAAGUGGAGCUGCGAUUCAUGUUUAA
Messenger RNA from Caenorhabditis angaria, 3449 nucleotides. The record is from the annotation of a GenBank genome assembly. NCBI's taxonomy places the organism in Eukaryota, Metazoa, Nematoda, Chromadorea, Rhabditida, Rhabditidae.